AUGGGCAACUGUGCGUUCAAAGGCAAUGCCGAGACCUCCGCUGCUCGUCGCUCAGAGAUAAUCAGAGUAGCAACUCACAACGGCGGAGUGAUGGAGCUCUACCCUCCGGUCACGGCCGAGUGCAUCACCAACGGAUUCCCCGGGCAUGGAGUUUACCGCAGCCACGAAAAAUUCACAAGGCCGCUACUGCACAACGAGGAGCUCGCGGCCGGGGAGCUAUACUAUCUGCGACCCGUCAACAGCGCAGUUCCAUCGACGACCGACGUCGCUCCUUACCGGGUUUCGUUCGAUCAGCAUAGGUUGUGGAGGAGGAACGAGGAGGAGGCUUCGGAAGACGGGGUGAAAUGUGCAAAUAGAAUUGGAAUGUGGAAGGGGGAUAUGAUUGAGGGCGGAUGGGAGGUGUGA
Messenger RNA from Asparagus officinalis (garden asparagus), 405 nucleotides. RefSeq lists its product as uncharacterized. The coding region runs from base 1 to 405 and encodes 134 amino acids. The transcript is spliced from 2 exons. NCBI's taxonomy places the organism in Eukaryota, Viridiplantae, Streptophyta, Magnoliopsida, Asparagales, Asparagaceae. The record is from RefSeq and is a predicted model, not a curated record.